AUGUUCGUUUGGGUACAGGUGGAAGGCGCGGUGGCUGAAGAUGGAAAAGGACCCAUCAAUUGGGAUGUUUACACUAACAAAUACAGAGGGGAGCAAGACGAUUCAUCAUCUACGCAUAUUCGUCUUCGCGGUGCAAGCAUGCUUCGAGAAGACGUUGCAAUCAUGAAGAGUAUUGGGUUGCAGGCUUAUCGAUUUUCUCUCUCGUGGGAUGGAAUUUUACCAAAUGGAACAGUCGAAGGAGGUCCGAAUCAAGAAGGGAUCGAGUACUACAACAAUCUCAUCAACGAACUCCUAGUCAAUGGCGUCAAACCUUUUGUCACCAUUUUCCACUUCGAUCUCCCCGAAGCCCUCAAAAGAGAAUAUGUCGGCUUCCUUAGCCCUAAAGUUGUGAAAGACUUCGUUGCCUAUGCGGAUGUUUGUUUCAAGCACUUCGGGGAUCGAGUUCAACACUGGGUCACAAUCAACGAGCCUCUGUCGUACAGUUUGUUCGCCUAUGGCACGGGGAUGAUGGCACCUGGCCAGUGUUCAAAAUGGAUGAACUUGAACUGCACCGGGGGAGACUCAGCCACUGAGCCAUACAUAGUUGCACACAACCUCCUCCUUGCUCAUGCAACGACCGUAAAGUUGUACAGAGAGAAAUAUCAAGCAAUACAAAAGGGUAAGACUGGCACUGCCCACGUGUCGCAAUGGGGUAUUCCUCUCUCCGAUUCAAAGCAAGAUCACAAAGCUACACGACGGGGAAUGGAUUUCAUGCUCGGAUGGUUCAUGGAUCCAUUGGCCACAGGAAACUAUCCACGAUCGAUGAGAGCUAUCAUGAAGAAACAAUUGCCCAAAUUCUCAAAGGAGGAAUCCAAGAUGUUGAAAGGCUCCUUUGAUUUUGUGGGGUUGAACUACUAUACGACUUUCUAUGUUUCCAAUGCACCACCUUCCAAUCCUCUAUUCUCAAGCUCAACGACUGAUUCUCGAACCAAUGCUUCACCUGUGAAGAAUGGUGUCCCCAUCGGCCCAAAGGGAGGGCUAUCUUGGCAGUAUAUUUACCCCAAAGGAAUUAGAGAUGUUGUGCUCUACACAAAGAAGAAAUACAAUAACCCACUAAUUUACAUCACAGAAAAUGGCAUGGGCGAGGUCAACAACGAAACAUUAAGUCUCACGGAAGCUCUUAAUGAUACCUUGAGAGUGGACUUAUAUCGUCAGCAUCUCUCUUAUCGCAAUAGUGCAAUCAAGGAUGGUACAAGGGUGAAAGGGUAUUUUGCUUGGUCAUUGUUUGACAACUUUGAAUGGACGAUGGGCUACUCGGUUCGAUUUGGCAUUAAUUACGUGGACUACAAAAAUGGGCUUAAACGAUAUCCUAAGCAAUCUGCCCUUUGGUUUCAAAGAUUCCUGAAGAAUAAUGAUCAAUAA
Messenger RNA from Linum tenue, 1401 nucleotides. The record is from the annotation of a GenBank genome assembly. Lineage: Eukaryota; Viridiplantae; Streptophyta; Magnoliopsida; Malpighiales; Linaceae.